Molecule: messenger RNA, 7700 nt
Organism: Prionailurus viverrinus (fishing cat)
Lineage: Eukaryota; Metazoa; Chordata; Mammalia; Carnivora; Felidae
Gene: CYFIP2
Product: cytoplasmic FMR1 interacting protein 2
Exons: 29
Coding region: 1559-4954 (1131 amino acids)
Biological process (GO): regulation of actin filament polymerization; apoptotic process; cell projection assembly
Cellular component (GO): neuron projection; synapse
Molecular function (GO): small GTPase binding
Source: RefSeq, a predicted model, not a curated record
UUGAGGACAGGAAUGCAUUUGUCACAGGAAUUGCAAGGUACAUUGAGCAGGCUACGGUCCAUUCCAGCAUGAAUGAAAUGCUGGAGGAAGGACAUGAGUAUGCAGUCAUGCUGUAUACCUGGCGCAGCUGUUCCCGGGCCAUCCCCCAGGUGAGACCGUCCUCGCCGGGUGCCCUCCCGGCCCUCCACCUCACCCCCUCCCAGACAGCUGAGCCUCUCCAGAUGGCAGGGAAGGAAGCAGGGCCUCUUACCCAAGGGUGCUUGCUCACGACAUCUGGAGCGCUUCCCAUGAGACUGAAGACAACUUAAAAAAUAUCAGUUCAGGGCACCUGGGUGGCUCAGUCGGUUAAGCGUCCGACUUUGGCCCAGGUCAUGACCUCACGCUCACGGGAUGGAGCCCCACGCCAGGCUCUGUGCUGACAGCGUAGCACAGGAUUCUCUCUCUCCCUCUUUCUCUGCCUCUCCUUAUAUUAUUUAUAAAUAAAUAAACCUAAAAAAUUGUCCAUUACUUCAAAAGCAGUAUGUGCUACCUGUAUGACACCCAGACCAUUGCAGAAAGAGAUAAAGUAAAAAGCAAGAUGUCCCCACCUCCUGACCCCCACUACCUGGACCCACCUCCCACCAAAGCAUAGUCACCAUGCAUACCUUGCUGCGUGGAUCCUUUCCCUCGAAUAUCAUAAAUGUCCCUAUGAAUAUUAUUUUGGAAAUUAUCAUUUAUAAAAGUGUGUUUUGUAUUUGUAUUGUCCUGCCACUUGCUUUUUCCACCUAAUUCUUUACCACUUUUUCAUGUUGACUCAUACAGAUAUUACAUUUACUAUAAUUACCAUCAUCCUGUAAUUCAUGGGCCCCAUUAUUAUAACAAGGUUAACAAACCACAGGUGUGUAAAGUAAACAGAAACUAUUCCUCUGUCUUCCCCUUAAUCAUAGCCCCCAGAGUUAACUGCUUAUUAACAGUUUGCUUUGAACUUAGAUUCCCUAUGCCUGUAUUAUAUAUGGACACAUAAACACAUACGCAGUUUUGUUCUGUUUUGUUUGACAAAAAAUGGGAUUGAAUUACACUUCGUGUCCUGCAAGUUUUUUCACCCGUCAGUUUAUGGUAGUAAUCUUUCCAUGUCAGUUCCCGCAGAUCUAUCUCAUUCCUUCUAGCAGCUUUAUAAUGAUACUGUAUGAAUGCAUCGUAUUGUAUCCAUUUAAUCAUUGACUGGUAGAUAUUUAACUUAUUGCUACCAUUUUAAGAAUCUCUAAGCAACAAUGUGAAGAAUGUCCUCGCGCUUAUCUUUUGCUCACUCUUGUUUCAGUUGACCAGUUAGCAGUCUCGGGUGUGCAUGCUGUGAAAACAUCUGCCAUGUGAUACUGAUGUGUUGAAAACCACUGGGCAAAGAAAAGGGGUUUCUUGAUGGAGCCAAGUUUGGCCAGGGGGCCUCACCCCGGGUGCAUCUGGAACAGUGGCUGGACCAUUUUUCUCUGCUUAGAACCUGGUGAAAUGCAAUGAGCAGCCCAACCGGGUUGAGAUCUAUGAGAAGACAGUGGAGGUGCUGGAGCCAGAGGUCACCAAGCUCAUGAAGUUCAUGUACUUUCAGCGUAAGGCCAUCGAGCGGUUCUGCAGUGAGGUGAAGCGCCUUUGCCAUGCCGAGAGGAGGAAGGACUUUGUCUCUGAGGCCUACCUCCUGACCCUGGGCAAAUUCAUCAACAUGUUCGCCGUCUUGGAUGAGCUGAAGAAUAUGAAGUGCAGCGUCAAGAACGACCACUCUGCCUACAAGAGGGCGGCACAGUUCCUGAGGAAGAUGGCAGACCCCCAGUCCAUCCAGGAGUCGCAGAACCUUUCCAUGUUCCUGGCCAACCACAACAGGAUCACCCAGUGUCUCCAUCAGCAACUGGAAGUGAUCCCAGGCUACGAGGAGCUGCUGGCAGACAUUGUCAACAUCUGCGUGGAUUACUACGAGAACAAGAUGUAUCUGACCCCCAGUGAGAAGCACAUGCUCCUCAAGGUAAUGGGUUUUGGUCUCUACCUGAUGGAUGGAAAUGUCAGUAACAUUUACAAACUGGAUGCCAAGAAGAGAAUCAACCUCAGCAAAAUUGAUAAGUUCUUUAAGCAGCUGCAGGUGGUGCCCCUUUUCGGCGACAUGCAGAUAGAGCUGGCCAGAUACAUUAAGACCAGUGCUCACUAUGAAGAGAACAAGUCCAAGUGGACAUGUACCCAGAGCAGCAUCAGCCCCCAGUACAACAUCUGCGAGCAGAUGGUUCAGAUCCGGGAUGACCACAUCCGCUUCAUCUCUGAACUCGCUCGCUACAGCAACAGUGAGGUGGUGACAGGCUCCGGGCUGGACAGCCAGAAGUCAGACGAGGAAUACCGUGAGCUCUUCGACCUGGCCUUGCGGGGCCUGCAGCUUUUAUCCAAGUGGAGCGCCCAUGUCAUGGAGGUGUACUCUUGGAAGCUGGUUCACCCCACAGACAAGUUCUGCAACAAGGACUGCCCAGGCACAGCGGAGGAGUACGAGAGAGCCACGCGCUACAACUACACCAGCGAGGAGAAGUUUGCCUUUGUCGAGGUGAUUGCCAUGAUCAAAGGCCUGCAGGUACUCAUGGGCAGGAUGGAGAGCGUCUUCAACCAGGCCAUCAGGAACACCAUCUACGCGGCCCUGCAAGACUUUGCCCAGGUGACACUGCGUGAGCCCCUGAGGCAGGCGGUGCGGAAGAAGAAGAAUGUCCUUAUCAGUGUCCUCCAGGCAAUUCGAAAAACCAUCUGUGACUGGGAAGGGGGCCGAGAGCCGCCUAAUGACCCGUGCUUGAGAGGGGAGAAGGACCCCAAAGGUGGAUUUGACAUCAAGGUGCCCCGGCGUGCUGUGGGGCCCUCCAGCACACAGCUGUACAUGGUGCGGACCAUGCUUGAAUCACUCAUUGCAGACAAAAGUGGCUCCAAGAAGACCCUGAGAAGCAGCCUUGAUGGACCCAUCGUCCUCGCCAUAGAGGACUUCCAUAAACAAUCCUUCUUCUUCACGCACCUGCUCAACAUCAGUGAAGCCCUGCAGCAGUGUUGUGAUCUGUCUCAGCUCUGGUUCCGAGAAUUCUUCCUGGAGUUAACCAUGGGCCGGCGAAUCCAGUUUCCAAUUGAGAUGUCCAUGCCCUGGAUUCUAACAGACCAUAUCCUGGAAACCAAAGAACCUUCCAUGAUGGAGUACGUCCUCUACCCUUUGGACCUGUACAAUGACAGCGCCUACUAUGCUCUGACCAAGUUUAAAAAGCAGUUCCUGUAUGAUGAGAUUGAAGCUGAGGUGAACCUGUGCUUUGAUCAGUUUGUCUACAAGCUGGCGGACCAGAUCUUUGCUUACUACAAAGCCAUGGCUGGCAGUGUCCUGUUGGAUAAACGUUUUAGGGCCGAGUGUAAGAAUUAUGGAGUCAUCAUUCCAUACCCGCCGUCCAACCGCUAUGAAACGCUGCUGAAACAGAGACAUGUCCAGUUGUUGGGUAGAUCAAUUGACUUAAACAGACUCAUUACCCAGCGUAUCUCUGCUGCCAUGUAUAAAUCCUUGGACCAGGCCAUCAGCCGUUUUGAGAGUGAGGACCUGACUUCCAUCGUGGAGUUGGAGUGGCUGCUGGAGAUCAACCGGCUCACGCACCGGCUGCUGUGUAAGCACAUGACCCUGGACAGCUUUGACGCCAUGUUCCGGGAGGCCAAUCACAAUGUGUCUGCCCCCUAUGGCCGCAUCACCCUGCACGUCUUCUGGGAGCUGAACUUCGACUUCCUCCCCAACUACUGCUACAAUGGGUCCACCAACCGUUUUGUUCGAACUGCCAUUCCUUUUACUCAAGAACCACAAAGAGAUAAACCCGCCAACGUCCAGCCUUAUUACCUGUAUGGAUCCAAGCCUCUCAACAUUGCCUACAGCCACAUCUACAGCUCCUACAGGAACUUCGUCGGGCCCCCCCAUUUCAAGACCAUCUGUAGACUCCUGGGUUACCAGGGCAUCGCCGUGGUCAUGGAGGAACUGCUGAAGAUCGUCAAGAGUUUGCUCCAAGGAACCAUUCUCCAGUACGUGAAGACACUGAUCGAGGUGAUGCCUAAGAUAUGCCGCUUGCCCCGACACGAGUAUGGCUCCCCAGGGAUCCUGGAGUUCUUCCACCACCAGCUGAAGGACAUCAUUGAGUAUGCAGAGCUCAAAACAGAUGUGUUCCAGAGCCUGAGGGAGGUGGGCAAUGCCAUCCUGUUCUGCCUGCUCAUAGAGCAAGCUCUGUCUCAGGAGGAAGUCUGUGAUUUGCUCCAUGCUGCACCCUUCCAAAACAUCUUGCCUAGAGUCUACAUCAAAGAAGGGGAGCGUCUGGAGGUCCGGAUGAAACGCCUGGAGGCCAAGUAUGCCCCUCUUCACCUGGUCCCUCUGAUAGAGCGGCUGGGGACCCCUCAGCAAAUCGCCAUCGCCCGGGAGGGCGACCUGCUGACCAAGGAGCGGUUGUGCUGCGGCCUGUCCAUGUUUGAGGUCAUCCUGACACGCAUCCGGAGCUACCUACAGGACCCCAUCUGGCGGGGCCCACCGCCCACCAAUGGCGUCAUGCACGUCGAUGAGUGUGUAGAGUUCCACCGGCUCUGGAGUGCCAUGCAGUUCGUCUACUGCAUCCCUGUGGGGACCAACGAGUUCACAGCUGAGCAAUGUUUUGGUGACGGUCUGAACUGGGCCGGCUGCUCCAUCAUCGUCCUGCUGGGCCAGCAGCGUCGCUUCGACCUGUUUGACUUCUGUUACCACCUGCUAAAAGUACAGAGGCAGGACGGGAAGGAUGAGGUCAUUAAGAAUGUGCCACUGAAGAAGAUGGCAGACAGAAUUAGGAAGUACCAGAUCUUGAACAAUGAGGUUUUUGCCAUCCUGAACAAGUACAUGAAGUCCGUGGAGACGGACAGCUCCACCGUAGAGCACGUACGUUGCUUCCAGCCACCCAUCCACCAGUCCUUGGCCACCACCUGCUAGGCGGAAGGUCCUGCAGACCCUCGACCUGGAGGAGAAGAAGCAGGAGAGAGAAAGCCAUGGCCAGCCUGCAACAGGGUCCUCCUGGACAGCAUAUGGGAUAGGCCUGGACACAAACAAGAACCUCCCCAAACACAUCUACACCUCCCAAGGGCUGGGCCUGUGCAUGCUCUCCCAUGACAUCUCCAUGGUGGUUUCUCCAUAGCAUAAAUGAAAAAAAAAAAAAAAAAAUCAAAAGAAACAGGGCAGUAUGUGCUUUUUCUUUUCUUUUUUCCCCUCAGCUGUAUUAAGAGCCCUAGUCUCACCCCUUCUCCAUCUCACAGCCCCACCCCACAUCCAUGGUUGCUUCUCAAGACCUCCUCCCAAAUGGUGACCUCCUACCCAGUGCCCACACGUGACCUCAGAAGUGAAGUCUCAGAGCGGAGAAAAGAGCAUGGCCAUAACCCGAGAUACCAGCCUGAGCUGACAGGAGUAUGUCCACGUACCGACUUCCUCUCCUCCUCUGGCUCCCUCCCCUCAUUUUCCCAGGUGACAUCUCCCCCUGCUCUGGGUGCCAAGGAUUCUAGCACCCACAGCAGUCAUGGACCAGACACUGAGAGCCAUGGGAAACAGAAGACGAGGUUCCUGGUACUGACACCAUGAUUGAUGGUGGUGGCCCUGGCUGUCCCUGGACUCCCCAAACCCCACUCCCCUCUCAGGUGCUCCUAGAGAGAACUCAGAAGUGCAUUCAUAAUCGUAUCUUACUUAGUGAAGUUAUGGUAGGAAGAUGGUCAGGUCUGUUGUGCAGAAACAGUAUUUAUUAACACAGCCAGGAAUUCCAUAGCCCCAAACAGAAAGCCAUUAGACCAUCUCAGCUUGGUGAGGAAGUGGUUCCUUUAUUCAUCAAUCAAAUACUGUGAGCACCAAGCUGCACAGGGCAGUGGAUGCUGGGGAUGCAGCAUGGAACAAGUCAGUCAUGCACUGCUCACCGCAUUAGCCAGUGACCAAAUUAGGGACAACUUCUCUGCACAGACUCUCAUCAAGGAACACUCCCACGAGAAAGAAAAUAUUAAGGGGUUAUUUCAACAGAAGCCCAAAACAUAUUGGAGUCAGGGAGGUGAGGAAUAUAAAUAACACUUGUCAAUGAACUUUUAGUACCAGGAUGCACUCCCAGAAAAGGAGUCCUGUUCUACUGAAUCAGUACUUCCAUUGUCCUAGAAGCUGAAAGAUUCCUAGGACAUUUUAUCUUUUAUUCUCAACAUCCUUAGUUCUCUUUAACUUAGAUUUUGAGGCCUGGGGCAUAUCGCACAGGGGCAUAUCUAUGUGCAUUUCUCAGACUCAACCAAAAGUCUGCAGAAUCUCCCAGUGAGCAUAGGGAGACUGGUUAGAAGGAUGGAAGGCUUUGGGAAUGAAUGUCUCAUUACAGAGCACCUCUUGCUCAAAGAAGCCUGGGACCCUGAGCUUGUAAGAAAAUAAAAGUGAGACAUUUGAUAUCUCAUCCCCAACCCAGGGAGGAAAAGAAAAGUGAGAAAAAUAAAACAAUAAUGGUCCCCUCCCUUAGGGUGGAUGAAUGGAAAUGGUUACCAUUAACAGAUGGCCCAUUUUAACCCCAUGGAAAGAGCAAAACAAUCCAUAGCAAGAGGUUGUGUGAUACACUGUGCCCACCAGGGAGGAAAGAAGGGCUCAUCAAAUGUGGUCCAAAGGCCUAUAUCAACAUGUCCUGAGACUAGCACAUUGGAUGCAGAUUCCUGGGCCGUACCUCAAACCAAUUAACCAGAGUAAGGGAAAUCUGCACUAUCCACAAGCCCUCUUUGUUGUACUGUUGCACAAGGAAAUCUGAGGACCACUGCUGUAGAGGGUCUUUCCACCACUAGGGCUUUGAGCUCCUUCUGAGCCAUGAAAGAAAAUAUUUGUAGGGUAGGACAGUGAUUCAGGGUGGACCGGCAGAUCCUCUCAUCCUUAGAUGCGACUUCCUAUUCUGAUUUUUUAAUUUUUUUCUUCUUGGUGACCAUAGAUGCGCCAAAGGCAAAAGGGAGAGGCUACACACACCGCAUGAUAGAACUACAUGGUGGAACACACCUUCAAAACCCACCAAAAAAAAUCUCUAAGCUGCAGAGAAUCUUCAGUCCUGUCCGGGGACAGUGGCUCUUUCAGAUAGGUGACUGGCUAUUAAGUCCUAGAGAUUAUUCCAAAUCCAUGAUCAUUGCCUUUGUGGAGAUUUGGGUCAUCCAUUUGAGGAGACUGCUAUUUCAAUAACCUGUCCUUCCUGUUCUGCAUCUGUAACCCUGAAUUUGACCCCUUGGGUAGAAUCCUAUUAUCCUCAAGAGACUUGAUCCUGGUAAAUUGAGGUCUUCACCUAAAUGAAAGACAUUUCGUUUCCCUGAUUCGCCAGCAACAUUUAUUUAUGAAUACCAAACAGCUUUAAUAUUCUUUCCUCCCUGGUAUUACUGCCUCCUUUUGAUUUGAUUUUUUUGUGUGUCUAAGAAGCAGGAAAAAAAAAAUCUUAGGUUUUAAAAAGUUAAAAAAAAUUGUUUCAAAAACUGUCAAAUGUACCAUAUUUGUAUUAAGAGUUGUUGGGAAUUUUUGUACAAUGAAUUUACAUUUAUUUAUGGUGACUUAUAUUUACGCUUGUGAUCAAAUCAUGAUGUUAAAUUCUUAAAUCAUAUUUGCUAUGCAGCUGAAGAUGAUAUUUUGCUUUGUAUUUUGGGGUACCUGUGUUGAGUUGAUAAACAUUUCCAUCUCUACAUCUCCAUUAAAACUUCCAAACCAG